Molecule: messenger RNA, 1337 nt
Organism: Acomys russatus (golden spiny mouse)
Lineage: Eukaryota; Metazoa; Chordata; Mammalia; Rodentia; Muridae
Gene: Phospho2
Product: phosphatase, orphan 2
Exons: 2
Coding region: 278-1003 (241 amino acids)
Molecular function (GO): phosphatase activity
Source: RefSeq, a predicted model, not a curated record
UGCGGAGUUGCGGGCGAGCUCUGGCGCUCGGGUUUUCGUAAGGCACGAAGACCAACCGGCGGAUGCUGGGACGGGUGUUCGCUGCUGGCUGCUGGCUGCUGGCUGCGACCGGGACCGGGUCAGUGAGGAGCCCUCGCUACUUCCCGGCUGCUGUCUCCUUCCCCACACGCUGCGCUAAUUUGGAGUCGACCAGUGUGCGAGUCGAGACCCAGGCUGAGUGCGAGCUCCUACACUGCUCCUCGCGGGCUGAGGGUAACCCAGAUCUGUUCCUGGAACCAUGAAAGUUUUGUUGGUGUUUGACUUUGACAAUACGAUCAUAGAUGACAACAGUGACACCUGGAUUGUACAGUGUGCUCCAGAGAAGAAGCUUCCUGUUGAACUGCAAGAUUCUUACCAGAAGGGGUUUUGGACAGAAUUUAUGGGCAGAGUCUUUGAGUAUUUGAGAGAUGAAGGGGUGAAAGAAGAUGAAAUGAGAAGAGCAGUGACGGCGAUCCCUUUCACCUCAGGCAUGAAGGAGCUUCUCGGAUUUCUAAGUGUGAACAAGGACACGUUUGACUGCAUCAUUAUUUCAGACUCCAACUCAGUCUUUGUAGACUGGGUGUUGGAAGCUGCUGAUUUCCACGGUGUCUUUGACAGUGUGUUCACAAACCCAGCAGCUUUUGACAACAAUGGGCGACUCACAGUGAGAAAUUUCCACACUCACUCCUGCAGCAGGUGUCCCAAGAAUCUUUGCAAAAAUGCAGUUUUGGUAGAAUUUGUAAAUGAGCAGUUACGAAAGGGAGUGAGAUAUACACGGACUGUUUAUAUAGGUGAUGGCGGAAAUGAUGUCUGCCCAGUAACCCUUUUAAAGAAAAACGAUGUUGCCAUGCCCCGGAAAGGGUACACCUUACACAGAACUAUUGCUAGAAUGUCUCAAAAGCUCGAGCCUAUGGAGUCUUCUGUUGUUGUUUGGUCUUCGGGUGUUGAGAUAAUUUCUCAUUUACAAUUUCUAAUAAAGGAGUGAUGUGCCAACCAUUGAAAUCUGUAUUACUUGAGAUUGAGUUCAGCAACAUAAAGCUAAGUCCCCAGUGUUAAUACCUUUAAAAGUGUGAGGGCUUUUCCUCUUUGAAGACUUUGGAGAUAGUUCAAGGCCACUGUGUUGCUCAGUCAAUCUCAGCCGUGACUUGAGGUUGAUAUCCAAGCUCAAGUCCUCACAACAAACAUUCUGGGCAGCAAGGACCAGGGCAGCGAGGUUGUCACCCUUUGCUUAAGCUUGUUUGCCAGUUGUGCCAGAAAGUUCUGUUGAAUACCACUAACCAAAACCUAGUCAGUGCCUCCCCUAACUGCAAACAUGGAAC